GUUUAAGGUUCACCUCGCAUAUCAGCCUCUGCAUGAACUCCUUUGUUUGUAGCCACAAGUCAUGCUGAAAAAUAAGGAUUUGGAAUUGCAUAAGGUCAGAUAAAACAUCAGUGAAGUUCAGGAAUUAUGUCUACUCCCACCAAAGAUGACAUUUUUGCAUAUGCCCUUUCCAAGACCUUGACCAAAGUUUCAUCACCUGUAACUGUGGGACUCUACUCUUCAUGUCAGAGUCGAAUCAAAAGGAUUCUUGGGAAAAUGGAAGUUUACAUGAAGAAUGAAUCUCGGAGGAUUGACGAGGAAUACAAAGGGAAAUCCCGACCCCGCCCAGUUAAGCCUUCACUCUCUGACAUGUUGGCGCUAAUAUGGCGACUGUUAUUCCACAAGCCCAUUUGGACCACAGAGAAUCAGGACCAUCAUAAUGUCCGCUUCAUUUAUGUGAACUUCAGUGCCUGGCACUUCGCAGGAAGUGACCUGCUGUGGGCAGGGUUGGCCAUACGACUCUUUCAAGCUAUGCAAAUUAAUUUUGGAAAGUUACAGUUAGUGUUAUACCGAAUGGCUCAACACAAUGAAGAGGAAGAAAUCAAAAAAAAGAUAGUGGUGGAGGGUCCCCAUCAUUGGAGGUCAAAAACGAUUUGUUGCUGCCCUCUGUGGCUUCUCAUCCUGCUCAGUCUCAUGGUACCAGUCAUCAUCCUGAUAUUCUUGUUGACCUUUGAGCUUCCCAAACAUGUGGGUAAACCACCUAUAAAGGUUAAUGGUACAACAAGCCAUGUCAGUGUCCUGGAAGGCCUGGUCAUCGCUUCAUUUGGAGUCCCAGCCGCCAAUGCUCUGAGGUUCAUCUUCCUGUUGGGCAAGAACCUCAUCUUCAACGAGGAACUCAACAUCAAGAGAGGCAUGGACAACGAGCGUGUCAGCAGCAAGUUGGGCUUCAUGAGCGAAGUGAGAAAGGAGAUGUGGUUCCUUUCUCGCUUUGUUGAGUUCAUGGAGGUGUUUGAAUGCCGAAGAAUCCGAGUGGUGCUCAGGAUCACAAAUCUAGACCGCUGCUCCCCACGAAAAAUUGUAGCCGUUUUAGAUGCUAUCAACAUUUUACUGUCAGAUGAGGAAAGUCCAUUUAUUUCAAUUCUGGCCAUAGACCCAGAAAUUAUCGUACAGAAGGUCAACUUUGCAGAUGGCUGCUUCUGCAAAGAAGACCGAGCUUAUGCGCUGUUAAACCGCAUUGUUACUCUGGCCUUCACUGUCCCACCGCUUUGUGAUGAUUCAAAGCUCACUAUAUUUCACAACUUGGCCAGCAGCCCAAAAAAUCUCCAGGGCAGAAAGAUGAGCGAAGAUAAAUAUCAAAGUGGAGGCUUAAAAAGUACCUCCUUAUCAGAUAUAUCAGGAGUGGAGGUCUUAUCAGGAACAAAAGAAGCAUAUCCACUGAUUGACAAUGGUGUUGCACUACAUGUAACUGAGGCAGAUAUCGAACAUUGGGUCAAAAGUACCCUUGGGAGUAAUGAAAGAAAGUUAAAUAAGUACAUCUUAGAUGACGCCAUGUCCAUGAGGAGAGUGGUAAACUCCAUUCGAGUGACUGUCAUCAUCAUGAAGGCCUUAAAGACAGAGCUCCCUCAACCUGACCUCAUCGCAGCCUGGGUGGUCCUGGCCAAUCAGUGGCCGUGUAGACUCAGCUGGAUUAUCCAGUGCGUGGAAGAUGCUCUACAGAGAGCCGAAAUUGAUCAUAACGAGCCUGUUGCAGACCAUUCCAAAAACCUAUGGGAGGUUUUUAGCGAGUCCAGAGCAGAGCUUUAUGUGAUGCGUGCGCAGAUUGAAGACCUCCUUGACCAAGAUGGAGACCCUGAGAUGUUUGAGAGAUUCCUCAAGGUGGAUUUCCAGUUCACCAUAGAGGAUCUGAAGGCAUUCAAUGUGGUGACGGUGAACCUGAAUCACUCAUUUAAGAAAGAAUUGGCUCAGAUUCGAGGAACAUCCAGACUGAAAGACUCCGGUUGGAUGAGGACCUUUGCUCCUUUGCCAAUCACUGCUAUAAUCAAUAUGGACUCCGAAGAUUUAUGUAAAGAGCUGGAGAAGAUGGAAUAUCCCAGAAAGUAUGCAGAUAUUGUAAAGAGCAAUCGUAUCAGUGGCUCAGCACUCGUAUUCGGUGACCCAGAUGACAUCAAAAAAUUGCUGAACAUGACCUUUGGUGAAUGGACGACUUUCAGACUUCGCUUCCUGGGGUUACCCCUACAUCUUCAACCGCAACACAAGAAUGUGCAUCCGACUCACAAGCAGCUGUCAAGACAUCCCCGACAAGAUAUACACCCCCAUUUGGCAACAAGCGCUAUUUAAGAAACCAUCGGAUACACUAAUUCCCCCAAAUGUUGCUCAGCAUUUAUCUCAUUGAACAAUACAGUGUGCAUAAACAUGGGAAGAGUAAUUACACAAUUUCUCAGCAUUAUUUAAAAGAACCAAUUUGGGUUGGGUAUUUAUUUUUUUUUAUAUGUCAUCACACUUUGUGCCAUCUGUUAACACGCAAAUGAGGUUAAAAAGACUUUCAGAGUUUCAUGGUUGUGGAAGACAUCUGCGAUGUGUGUAGUUUAUCAUUUGAUGUGAACUAUGAUCAGUUCAGUCUUACCAACUGUUCAGUAUACAUAUUGUAUCUUUUAUUUGCCAAAUUCAAAGUGUUUUUGUGUGUUAUCUGCAAUAAGGCCUCACAUGCAUGUCACAGCCUAAACCUGCGCUGACAGAAGGUAUUGGAUAUUUCGUAGACUUAAUAGACCUUAUGUAUAUUGACUGAUGAACAGAAA
Doryrhamphus excisus (bluestripe pipefish) is the source of this 2774-nucleotide messenger RNA. It is a transcript of the gene nkpd1, whose product is annotated as NTPase, KAP family P-loop domain containing 1. The record is from RefSeq and is a predicted model, not a curated record. NCBI's taxonomy places the organism in Eukaryota, Metazoa, Chordata, Actinopteri, Syngnathiformes, Syngnathidae.